AUGAAAUCAUCUUCUAGAUUCCCCUCUUUUGAGAGGAAGCUCCCGGGAAAGGUCUUAGAUGCUUUAUUCGAUCCUCCAGAUAGCGAGAGCCGUAGCCACACCCAUCCUGCUGCUGGCGUGUCUCCUCCAAAGUUUGACAUGGUCUGGACUUGGGUAAAUGGAUCUGACCCAUUACAUUGGAAAACUCUGGCAGCAUCGAAGAACAUGAAGGUGACGCUGAGGAAUCGAAGCCUUCCGCCUGGUGACCUCUCUGAAAGUGAUUUUGAAUCCCAUUAUCGUCGAUCACCGCUAUACGGAGCUGUACAUUCCUCAGGACCAAGUUCGUGGCCUGGAGGCUCAAAAUUGUAUCGAGAUCAUGAUGAACUGCGCUUUUCGAUACGUUCGGCGAUACAGGCGCUUCAUGGACAUCUCAGGAAGCUACAUGUUGUUGCGGGCGAUUUCGCCAUGCCGCCAGAGGCCGUGAACCGGACAUUGUCGCUUUCCCCAGAACUUCUCAGAUCUUUUCAUCAAUAUCGCCUCGGACAGAUCCCUCAGUGGCUCAGGCCUGGGAAGGUAGUGAAUGGCGAGAUCAGAGAAGAAUGGGACGAUGCAGGGGCUGGCGCCCAUCUCAAUGUUCUUCAUCACAGUCAGUUUUUCGAGGAUUACAAGGGUACUGUGUUCGAUAGUUUUGCGAUUGAGUCGCAAUUGAGUCGUAUUCCUGAUAUUUCAGAGCAUUUCAUCUAUAUGAACGACGACUACUUCCUAACGAGCCCUCUGGGUGCAGCCGACUUCUACACUCCACAAUAUGGUGUUGUGCUUCGAGUGCAACCAGACUUGCUUGUUACGUCGUCCAAUCCAUCUCUUGAUAAUCCGGAUGGAGAAUGGAGGCCGUUGCGCUACACGAACUGGCUUUUAGACCAACGUUAUGGAGUGCGAAGCCGUCCGUAUUUAACUCACAUGGCCAAGUCACUCUCACUUCCCAUUCUCAGCGAGAUAUCGUUGAUGUCACACCCGAAUUCAUCGAAUGCCCAUCCCUUCAUUUCGAUACGGGAAGCACUCCUGCGCACAUCCCACCAUUUAUUCCGUGGACAGUUUUCGGGGACAGUUGACCAUGACGAUGCGUACUUGAUCUUCUUCUUUGGGCACCACGUUGUUGAGAGGUGGAGAGAACUUUUGUUGUGGUCCUGGCUUGUUGGACGGAUUGGCGGAUUGAACGAUGAGUGGAGGCGCGACGUCGAAGGUGUCCAAGCUUGGCAGGAGCUGGCGGGUAACACUUCAGCGACGAGGGAAUCCGAACCAGUUCUCAAUAUCGGGUUAGCGGGACGGACUACGCUUCGGAAAGAGGUCGUCGAUAAUGCACUUGGGACCCGCAGGACUUCUGCUACAGAGUAUGUUUUCUCAUCUAUGGACGGAUACCCGUAUUCGGGGCUCGAACAUACCAAGCAGUUCCCUCAGUAUACCCAAGACUCAAUAUGGGCCCUGAAACACAGCAACCUACACAUAGACUGCAAAAUUACCUAUGGGACAUGCUUUCCGAAUAACUUAAAUUCUGCAAGUGGGUUGUUCAAGCAUGUGGCUUUCUCCAAUCUCGACUGCGGGGAUUGCAUCAUUCGAGCGUUGAUUAUAAGAAGUGGAUCGUCGGGGUUGAAAGCGUUCCUACCCACUCGAGACCGUGUUGUACCUGCACGGAUGGAAACUGAGGAGGACGUGGAGCACACAUUUCAGGAGGAUCCUCAUCUCCCCUUGGGUUCAACAUGGGAAGAACUGGAUUUCUCGCUUGAAACUGUCCUUGCACACUGGACGCGUCAUCGGGAAGGAGAAGCCAGUGUCAAUCUCCGGAUAUGGGUAAUGCGGGCACUUGAACGGUAUCGUUUUGUCAUAGGCAACACAAGGACGGAGUUCAUCCAGUUAAGAUCUCUUGUCUCAGUUUCCCGUCAGCUAGAAAGCCUCCGUUUGAUGAUCAAGGAGAAGAGUUCUCACCCGGUUGCGAUGGUGUGUGUGAACGAUGAUUUGUCGAUGCAUGCGAGUUGGGUUUUGGGCAUGUAUCAAAAGUGGGCGCGGGGUCUUUGGCCAAGGAAAAGUGCAUGGGAACGCGCGGGUGAUUUAUAG
Messenger RNA from Cantharellus anzutake, 2088 nucleotides. RefSeq lists its product as uncharacterized. The transcript is spliced from 11 exons. Lineage: Eukaryota; Fungi; Basidiomycota; Agaricomycetes; Cantharellales; Hydnaceae. Bases 1 to 2088 code for a protein of 695 amino acids. Gene Ontology annotation, cellular component: Golgi apparatus. The record is from RefSeq and is a predicted model, not a curated record. Gene Ontology annotation, molecular function: UDP-N-acetylglucosamine-lysosomal-enzyme N-acetylglucosaminephosphotransferase activity. Gene Ontology annotation, biological process: carbohydrate phosphorylation; N-glycan processing to lysosome.